AUAAACCGAAACUAGUACAACUUAUAUGCAGGGAAGUUAGCGGAGAGCCGGAGAGGAGAGUAUGUUCCUUAGCCAGCCCUAGUUCGGACUCCAGAACAUAAACCGACACGAAUAGUCCAGUUUCAUUACCAGCGGUGCCAAUCGCCAUUUCAGCUUUCGGCUUUCUUAACCAUUGCAAAGAAGGUAGAUACACCGGCUACAAUGGAGACUCAUUGCCAAUUUUGGUUACCCAAGAAGAACAGAUUCUGUGCCAACACCCCUCUCAAUCUGUCUCAAUUCUGCGGGAAUCAUACUACGAGGUCCAAUGUCAAAUGGGUUCCUUGCCCAAUUGACCCUUCCCACUCUGUGCUUGAUGAAAACAUGGAGGGACACAUUAAAAAAUGCCCAUUAUUGAAGCAAACACAGAUUUUAUCUGUUCAGCCUUAUUACCAGAAGGGUAUUAAUCAAGGCAGAGAUGAUUCUGCACCAGACACACUUGAACAGGAAUCUGACUUUACUUCUGAGAAUAAGAGGAAUUGGGUUUAUAAUAUGACUGUUCCUCAGUUUUCUGAGUUACUCUCCAAGAUCAGGUCACUUCACUGUUCCAUUUGUAAGGAUAUUGGGUUUUCUUAUAGGAUGCCUCAUGCCUGUGAUCUUUGGAUUAAGAGACAAAUUGACAGGAAACUGCCAUACCAAGAGAAGCAUGUCCUGCAACAGGCAUCAAUUCUCGGUAACUUGGAGGAUUUGGGGGGCUUGAGUAGUUUGACUCAAGCUGUGUCCGAUGAACAAUGUGAUACUUCUGCUGUUGUUGAGUUUGGAGCUGGGAGGGGUUACUUGACACAGAUACUAGCUGAUUCAUAUGGGAUUAGAAAGGUCUUCUUGGUUGAGCGCAAGUCAUACAAGCUGAAGGCUGAUCGAAGUUUACGACAGAAAGAAAACAUGGAAUUGGAGCGAUUAAGAAUUGACAUUGAAGAUUUGAAUCUGAAUGCUGUUGAGUCAUUGAAUGGUAUGCCGUACUUGGCUAUCGGUAAACAUCUUUGUGGACCAGCCACAGAUCUGACCCUUAGAUGUUGUCUUGGUGGGAAUUACGGUGAAAAGAGUAUUACAGAGCAGAGUACUCAUCCUCGUCUCGUAAGCAUUGCAGUGGCAACCUGCUGCCACCACCUCUGUCAAUGGAAACACUACACUAAUAAACGAUACUUAGAGAAGCUAGGGAUCACUAAAGAAGAUUUCCAUGCUAUUACAUGGUUUACCAGUUGGGCAGUAGAUGCUGAUCAUGGAUCAGAUCUUACUAUUGAUGUUUCUUUGCAAUCUACAGUGCUACCAAGUAAUAACGAUGAGUGUCGUAGAAAUACUCUUGGAGUUGAAGGUAUCAUAAAGAAUAUGAAAGCAGCGGACAGAGCAACAUUAGGGUUUAUGUGCAAGGACAUCAUUGACAUGGGUAGAUUAAUGUGGAUUAAGGAACGCGGACUUGAAGCUAAACUUGUCAAAUAUGUUCCAACAGACAUUUCCCCUGAAAAUCGCUUACUGGUUGCGAAGGCAACAACACCAGCAGUGUCUAUACCAACGAGCUAACAUGGGAGCAUACAGAAACACCAAUUAAAUGCAAUGGAAUAAAUCACACCAGCAGUGUUCAUGUACUAUUACUCAUUGUGUAUGCUAACAAUGUGAAGUUAUGGCUCACUGAGAAUUACAUCUUCCCUCUUCAGGAUCGUGUGCUUGAAAUGUCUAUGUUUACCGGUUCAUGCUUGUGUACCCAUGUUUACAACCAUUUGGCUUAGUGUACGGAUUUUCUAUCCAAGAAGUUCGAAGGAAAGGAGUGUAAGCAAGUUCGGUAUAACAAUUUCUCGUUUAGGCCAAUUCUCUUUAUGAAACUUAUAGGCAUGAUUAUACCCGUUUCUCAUUUCAUGUCAAACUCGAUUUUUGAGUAUAAAAUCUGUCAGUCCCAUCUUUGAACCAGUUAAUUUUGUUGCAAGAGAUCUCGUAAGUUAAAAAUUGAGUUUUAUUCAGUUGGAGAACAAGUAAAAUAAUUAUGGUGGCAUUCUAUACAUGGUGUUGAUAUGCAGGUGUGAACAUGAAUAUGUUUUUGAAGAUUUUUACCCAAAUAAGACCACAUCAGAAGACAUAAUUGGAUAUGGACAAAAUUUAGAUCCUCGCAUUUGCAGGGCACAUUCCAAAAAAUUGAUGCGGUAGAGGUAUGAUAUGUAAGUUUGUGGCUGGUCUCUUGCUUUUAAAGUCAAAAACUCGGAAAUCUUAAUCUUGUAAUAGAUAAAGUAUAACCAAGAAAUUAGAAUCGUACAAAAUUUUUUCACUAAAAAGUAUGCCCAACUACUCAGUUCUAUCCUUUGAAAUUACUAUACUAAGUAUUUAUUUAGCUUAUCUCUUUUGAUUUGUUAUACUACCUCCUAUUCAACUCAUUAGUCCUAUUUAAUUUUUUACACUUGUUGAGGUAAUAUUUUAACAUUAAUAAUUUUUUAUUCUUAAUUAAAAAUUAUAAAAAAAUAAUAUUAAUAAUCUUUGUAUUGAGACGAAUUAAAUAAGAUCUUACAUGACUAUGUUUUAACUUAUAGACUAAGAAUAAAAUACAAAUUAAGAGUAAUAAGUGAAUAGGGAAAAAAAAUAAAUGGGACUAAUGGGUAGAAUAGGAGGGAGUAAUUUUCUAAUUUGCUUUUAAUUUUCUUUUAAUAUUAUACUUACAUUUGAAAGCACCCUUUCAAUUUUUAAAGUUUGUGUCAAAUGCCCAUUUUGUAAUUUCAAACGGAUCGAGAUAGUAGUCGAGGAAUCUUAUGGCAUUUUGUUUGAUUUUCGUGUCAUUAAUAUUUUUAUGUCUCUUUUGAGAUUGCUAGUGAUAGUAAUAUUUUUUUUUCCUCACAAUAUGUCACUAUUAAUGGUAAUAUCAAAAAGAAAAAAAAAUUUUAGACUCAUUUUCACAACCCAACACCAGAUAUAAUAUUUUAGACAGUAAUUAUUCAAAAUCCUUACAAGGCUUGUCAGUCCAACAUGAUCAUGCACGAUACAAAAGAAUUAUUCAACUGAAAUAGAAAUAAAUAUGCGAAGAGUCAAACAAACUCAAUGUCACUUUCUAUUAAUAACAAUAAUUUCAAAGUGUUAAUCCUAAUAAUAUAUAAUCGAUCGGAUAAAUGAAAAAAUAAAAAUGUAAAUUUUGGUUUAUAAGAAUUAAUCUAUAUAUUACUCGCAUAAAACAUACACUAAACAAA
Amaranthus tricolor (Joseph's coat) is the source of this 3197-nucleotide messenger RNA. RefSeq lists its product as uncharacterized. Gene Ontology annotation, biological process: tRNA methylation. The coding region runs from base 202 to 1554 and encodes 450 amino acids. NCBI's taxonomy places the organism in Eukaryota, Viridiplantae, Streptophyta, Magnoliopsida, Caryophyllales, Amaranthaceae. The transcript is spliced from 9 exons. The record is from RefSeq and is a predicted model, not a curated record.